Messenger RNA from Alligator mississippiensis (American alligator), 3260 nucleotides. RefSeq lists its product as uncharacterized. The coding region runs from base 1796 to 2995 and encodes 399 amino acids. The transcript is spliced from 2 exons. The record is from RefSeq and is a predicted model, not a curated record. NCBI's taxonomy places the organism in Eukaryota, Metazoa, Chordata, Crocodylia, Alligatoridae.
CUGGGUUUUUAGGGUCCUCCCAGGCAGCGCCGUUUUAGCGCCUCGGCACAGAGCCGCCGGGCUGCGAACAACAGCCGGCCCCACACACACGAGAGCAUUGUCCUCGCCCGUGCUCCCCAACCGGUGCCGAUUCUUCCGGGCACGAGGCUGGCUUGGGCAAGCCUCAGGCCUCCUCAGCCUCCUGGGAUCAGCUUCUUUGGUGGCCGAGAAACGGGCCUUUCGCUGCACACAAGCGGGCCAACACUGUCAUCUAGCGGCCACUCACAGAUUUCCCAGCGAGGCCGUCUGCCCCGGAGACAGGCUGGAAUUACACCCGCCGCGUUGCAAGGGGGCAGAGACCACGUCUCCCGGUGGCAGCACGGGGACUCCGCAAGGCAGAGCCGCCUGGACACCUACCCACCACGACCCCUGCCUCUCGGCCCGCGUCCCAAGCCGCCGGCAUGCUCCCCGGAGAGAUUAACCCUCUCUGUCCCGCUCCUUUGGGGGGGCCAGGCGAGGCAGAGCGCCCCCAAGUCGCGCCACACAGCCGCGCGGCAGGUGCCAGCGAGGCCGGGUAGCCGCCGUGGGCAGAGAGACGUGCUGCCGUUCCACAGACCGACGGACUUGCCCUGACACCUGACACAAAGCAAAGGGCGGCGGCGGAACGGCUCGCUUGCAAAGAGACUCCGGGGGCUCCUAAAAGGCCUCGGCAAUUCCCAGGAGAUAGCUGAGGUUGGCCUCGUGCCAAGACCCCCAGGUCACGACCGGCAAAGAAGGAGGCAGCAAUGGCGAGAGGCACCCACAAGACUUUGGAGGUCUCCCCCCUGCCCAAGGCCAAGGGCCGAGCUAGUGAUGGGGAGAACCGCAGCCAUGCUGCCUCCGCUGGCCCCCUGUUUGGAGAAAGGAGGCCCACCAGCCCCUGCCUUCACGUCUGUGCCCGCAACUCAGGACGCUUUCCCAAGCUCCAGUCAUCCCAGGCGAAGGCCGGUUAAUACAGCCUGACAAAGCCCCGUGUGCCGAGAGACACCGUGCAAAUGGGCAGCGAUGGCUUUGGCCACAGGCUGCUCCGCCCAGGGGUCACCCCGCCAAACGCCAGGCUUUCCUUUCUCUGGCAACUGCCUGCUGGGCCUAUAAUUACAUGGCAACGUGGCUCCAGGUGCUGGAGCCAUUUGUUUUCCUUUCUGGCUCCAUACACCUUGCCUCGGGACGCGACCUUCAGCUUCUCCAGCGGCAGACGAAACUCGUUGCGGCCCGCGGCAAUAUCCAGCUCAAUUGUCUUGGCCUUCCUGCGCCCGCCACACCGGGAGAGCGUGUCCGCUUUUAGGCGAGCUUUAUUUCACUCGCUCCUUCGGCCGAAUCCUUUUGUGACCCACACCCUGCAGCUGGCGUUUCUCCCCAGCUCCAUCAUCAUAGCCCGAUAUUUCCCCAAUAAACAAAGUCGCCUAAUGGCCUUGCUCCCAAGACUCCUGUUAAAAGCUCAGACGCGGGGCAUGCAGAAAGGUGCUGGGCACCAAGCUGUCAGUCAAGCGCCAUGUCAUUCUCAGGCCCGAUACGCAAAGCGGGCCUUGCGUUCGGCUCCUAACCCCCAAGCACGCCAACGAGCCGUCCGGAGCUCGCUAGGAUGGACUUGCCCUGCGCCCCAGCUGCCAGCAAACUGUGGAGCCAUCUCGACGGCAGACGCCAACGGUGACGGCACGUGAGAAUCGCUACCCGGGCCCGGCGCGACAAGCCGAGGGGACAUCCGCAGCACAAUUGCUGCCCGCCAUAAACCUAUCGGAGCUGGCCCCAGGGCCAGGAGCAGUGUGCCGCUGGUAGCAUGGAGCACAGCAUGGGUGGCAGCCCUGUGCCCGAGUCAGUCAUGCGGGUGUCUAGCGCUGCGGCGACGCUCCUCGGCACAUGGGCAGCAGCAUGGCCCGACGCUUCCCCGACUGGGUUGCGGCUCGCUUCUAGCCACAGGAGGGAGACUCUCUCCGCUUUCCCUCUGGCCUCGUCGGUAUGCACCCUAUGGCAGGCGGGUGCAACAGCCAUCCCCUCCCCUGGCACUUGGGCCUCAGCCCACCCUCUCCUCUUGGCUCUGCAGCUCCCCGCAGGGGCCGCAUCAACCCCAGGACUCCAGAUAGAAGCUGGGGAUGUGAUGCAAGGCUGGAGAGCAGACGGCGGCACCGAGAAGAGCCUCAUGGGACGUGCCAACACCAGGCCCUGCUUGCAGACGCCAGCCCGGCGCAGGCACAGCUGCCAUUUCAAGGGCACGGGCCCCCGGAGCCAGCAGCAGGGGCCAGGUCAGAGGCCCCCUGGCACGGUGUCAAGAACAUUAGACAGAGCUCUCCUGAAAUCUUCCCUCUCGGUACCAGUUCCCAUCUGUAGAGGAGCUCAUGGUACCUUCUGCAAGCUGCGGCCCUCCCCGGGGUGCUCCCCGGUGCGUCCGCACCCGAGAGGGGAUGGAGCCACCAUCCUGCGACCGGCCUCGGCUGCUGCGGGGACAGGCAGCAGUGCCAAAGGCUUGAGGAUGCUUCCCGCACAUGGCGCGAGCGCCUGCCGCCGAUCCGCGCACAAUGACGCACGCAGCUCGUGCUCGUGCUCGCGCAGGUGCGCCUCACGCCUCUCCUUCGCCGCUCCCCAACCCCUCACGGUCGCCGGUGCGGGAGGAGGCUUUCAGACGGCUCCUGAACAGCAGAACGGAUGCUCACACAAAGCACCAACAGGGCAUGUUCCACUCAGGGUCACUUGCAGCACGCAGGCAGCACCUGGAAUAAAAUCAGAAGAAACACCUGCUGAUGAAAUGCAAGCGCAGACUUCCCAACACGAGGGCCCCAAGUUCAGCAAGAUGGUCUCUCUGCUGAGAAGACCGUGCAUUUACGUUAGGGAGAGAGUUCGCCCCCCCGGCGUGGACACAACACACUUCAGCUCUGCCCACCAGCGUUCCCCGGCCAGCUGCAUCACAGACUCGCGGGAAAGGGGCCAGCGGGGCCCUCUGGAGGUCCAGCCCCUCACUCAAGGGAGGGCCAGCCCGCGCUAAACCAGGCAAGUGAGGUCCAGCCUGCUUUUCAGAAAAGGAUGGUGAGCCACCUCCUCUCCGGGUAGCCUGUUUCACUGCCUCACCGCCUCUCUGAUCAAGUUCUUCCUCCUCUGCAACCCACAUUUCCCCUGCUGCAAUUUAAGACCAUUGCUCCGGGUCCUGGUCCCGGCCGCCACAGGGAAUAGAAGAGGGAGGGAUAGAACAGGGGGGGAAGGCGGGGGUGCGGCGCUCCAUGUCAAAGCACAAUUCACAUCCUCAACGAGCA